Messenger RNA from Spodoptera littoralis (African cotton leafworm), 1986 nucleotides. The record is from the annotation of a GenBank genome assembly. NCBI's taxonomy places the organism in Eukaryota, Metazoa, Arthropoda, Insecta, Lepidoptera, Noctuidae.
AUGGUGAUGGUAACUGCUUACCAUCAAGGAAUAAAGGAGCUAUGGAAGAGGGCUAUGCUCGGAGUUUCUCUGGAGGAUAGGAUCCAUGACGAGGUGGUCCGACGGAGAACUAAAGUUACCAACAGAAUAACUAUAACCCUUGACUCUACGGGCCUCGGCGCGUAUUCACAAAAAGCGCAACAGCAUCGCUAUUACCGUGUAUUACUUUUGUAUGCCAUUCACGACUGUAUCCAUGCGGACGUGCGACAGCAUCCCUACAAAAAGUGGCCGUGGGCGAGAGAUGACACAAUCGACACGCUAGAAUUUGAGCCAUGGGAGUCGCCGAGGCAGCAACUCUUGAGGAUGCUCCGUGGAGGAGUGAAACAUAAUUAUGGCGAGUGUAGUUCGAGUGGUUUGUUGGGUGUCAUACACAAGAAUCGUACCACCACGACAUUUAAUCUGUUUCAAGCAAUGGACUGGACAAAUGGUUUUAGAUAUUAUAAUCAGUGCUUUAAACUUGAAAUGUCGAAUGAGAGAUACCCACAACAAGAGAUUGGACAUAAUACCGAACGCAAAGGUGAUGAUUCUUCAAGAGGUCAACGAACCGAUGCUGACUAUGGCUGUCUCAAAAGCAGCAACCUUGCUAGGAGCAGCCGAUGUAGGAAUAAUCGAGGAUGUGCUAUGGGAACAAGAUUAUCACGGCAGCAUAUGCAUCUCCAUCAUAUAGAUGGUUGGCAGGCCACAACAGUGCGCUUCACACGAUGCUUUCUGCCUCGCACUGCAAAACUGAUAAAUGAUCUGUCGUCGGCGGUAUUUUCGAACCGAUACGACCUUCAAACCUUCAAGAAAAGAGCAAUAUUCUCAGACAUGGCAGAUAUAAUAUUUAUAUCGACGAAGACUCAAAUGUGUGUCCAGCGGUUUGCUACCAGAUCCUUAGUGCCAGUGCUGUGUAUGAAGUCCAGGACACACGCCAGUUUACAGUCUCUGGCCACCAUCAUGGCUAUUAUGGAAGAAUAUGGUACAAUGCAAGGAAUCAACCUAUCCUACGUGGGGCCUCCGCAUCCAGUCCUUAACUCCUAUCUCUUGCUGUGCCCAAUGCUUGGAGCCAAUAUCAAAUUCAAAUGUUGUUGCAAGAAGUGUCCAGUCACCCCUCUCUUGUACGAAACCAGUAAGGCAAUGUGCGCAAGCACAGCGACGGAAGCUCGGCAGUGUUCGGAAACAUCGGAUGCCAUAAGCAACGCCUGCGUCGUAAUAGCAGGUCCAACUACACAGAAGGCGGAAAAACUACCAGAAUUCAUGCUGGGAAUUACAGACAUUAACCAACAAACAUGUUUCCGCUGGAUUUUCUUCCACACCUGUCCAAGAGGGGAGGAAGUCGAUGACUUACUCUUCUGGAAUGACAAUGCUAGGACCUUCACAGCAUUCCAGAAUUUGCACUACAUUGCUGCUGCACUAAUGGCUCAUCAUUGCCGAGAUUAUAAGUUUUAAAGAGGAAAAUUUUAAUUUGUCCAGAUUUUCGAAUAUGGUCCGGCCCGGAUGGCAAGUGAAGUGGCCUUUACAGUUCUGCCUUAUUAGGUAUUUGGACAAGGUUUAACAUUAUAUAUGUGUAUGUGAAAUUAAAAGAGAAUUUAUUGAUUCAUGAUAAUUUUGAUUGAUGAAACUUUUGUGUGAAACCAGUGGCGUAACUAUACCGUUCGUGGCCGUCACCAAUUCAUCUGAUGGGCCCCCUUUCCCAAUAAAAAAAAAACAGAGAAGUUCAGAUGGAAAUCUCUAAACGGGGUCCCUUCCAGCUGGAGGUCCGUGGCAUUUUGCUGACUUGCCACCCUGUAGUGACGCCACUGUGUGAAACAAAAGUUUGGCAAAAUAUUAGUAUUUUCUCAAUUUUCUAUUUGAUGUUUUAUAUACCAAUUGUCAAGGUAUUGUUUUUGUGUUUUUAUAUAAAGUAUAUUAUCCUGUUUCAUACUAUAUUAACAGUGUAGUUAUUCAAUAAAACAUAAGUUAAUUUAA